CUGCGCUGACGAGCCGGCGCGAGGAGUGUAGGGGCUGGUGCCAAAAUGGCGGAGCGCGGCUACAGCUUCUCCCUGACCACCUUCAGUCCUUCUGGMAAGCUUGUUCAGAUUGAAUAUGCUUUGGCUGCAGUAGCUGCAGGAGCUCCAUCAGUUGGGAUUAAAGCUGCAAAUGGGGUGGUGUUGGCAACAGAGAAGAAGCAGAAAUCCAUUCUGUAUGAUGAAAGGAGUGUCCACAAAGUAGAACCAAUUACCAAACAUAUAGGUUUAGUGUACAGUGGUAUGGGUCCAGAUUACAGAGUACUUGUACACAGAGCUCGGAAGCUGGCCCAGCAGUAUUACCUGGUUUAUCAUGAGCCCAUCCCAACAGCUCAGCUAGUACAGAGAAUUGCUUCUGUGAUGCAGGAGUACACACAAUCUGGUGGUGUUCGUCCCUUUGGUGUAUCACUGCUUAUAUGUGGCUGGAAUGAAGGGCGGCCAUAUUUAUUUCAGUCAGAUCCAUCUGGAGCUUAUUUUGCAUGGAAAGCAACAGCAAUGGGAAAAAAUUACGUCAAUGGGAAAACAUUUCUUGAGAAAAGAUACAAUGAAGAUUUGGAACUUGAAGAUGCCAUUCAUACAGCUAUCUUAACACUAAAGGAGAGCUUUGAAGGGCAAAUGACAGAAGACAACAUUGAAGUUGGCAUCUGUAAUGAAGCUGGUUUUAGGAGGCUCACUCCAACUGAGGUUAAGGACUACUUGGCUGCAAUAGCCUAGUGGAAACCACCCAGCUAGACUGUGUGGUUCACACAAUGGUCUUUUUAAUUUUGGCUACUUAAAUGUUUUUCUUUGCAGUUUUUGCAUACUUAUUUCUACAUGGUUUGUCUGAGAGAUUUUUUAAACAUCAUGGGUGCAAAUACAAUGGUCCUUGAUAUUGUAAUACAUGGAAUCUUGUUAAAGAUAAUUAUUUCCCGUGAUACAUGAAUUAUUGUACAAAAUGUAAAGUUAUAGUGACAGCUUGAAAAAGGCUAAAGAAUAAAAUCAAAGGCCACUGUUUUGGGGGAAGCUGUCUGUGUGUCUUUUUAAUCCUAGUUUGUGUAUCUGCAGAAAGCUUAGAUUUCAGUAUCCUUAUUGUUGAGGAAACAAUUUUUCACAUACAGCCACAAUGAACUUAUGUUCAACCUUCUUUUAAAAAAUAUAAAUUUUGAGUGGUAGGAUAGUUUUUUCACUUUGAAAUAUUGUUUAAAUGUUAAUUAUCCUCCAGAAAUGGUUUUAUAUGGUGUAAAAGAUCAUGUAGUCUCACAAAGGGGCAGAAGAGUCUUCCAUUUCAGGUAUGAACUGUGAUCUACUUGUGCCUCUGCUUUUGACCCUCCUGGUCUUUGUGUCACAAGAACUUGUUCUCUAUUACUUCAGUUAUUCUCGUAGAAAAUAGAAAUUGCACUUUUUCAACCUUGAAAUAUUGUUAGAAAAUGUAGAAAUAGUAACUCUUACUGAAA
Molecule: messenger RNA, 1469 nt
Organism: Malurus melanocephalus (red-backed fairy wren)
Lineage: Eukaryota; Metazoa; Chordata; Aves; Passeriformes; Maluridae
Gene: PSMA2
Product: proteasome 20S subunit alpha 2
Exons: 8
Coding region: 46-750 (234 amino acids)
Biological process (GO): ubiquitin-dependent protein catabolic process
Cellular component (GO): proteasome core complex, alpha-subunit complex; proteasome core complex
Source: RefSeq, a predicted model, not a curated record